AUGAGUUUGGUCCAUGCCCCUCUGCUGCUGCUUUGGGCCUGGGGAAGUUUCUGGGCUUUUGAAUUUGUAGAAAAGGAGAACAUUUUUCAGAAGACUUCUUGCCCUGCCUUCUUGAUGUUUGAUAAUGCAGCCUACCUGGCCGACAUGAGCUUUGAGCUCCCCUGUCACUGCAAGCCUGAGGAGGUAUCAACUGUAGUCUGGUACUACCAAGAGUACAUAGGGAGCCGCCAUACCAGAGUCCUAACAGAUUUUGAUGGACGAGUGGUGAUUGAUUCGGGGCACAUUAGGGUGGGCAGCAGCAUGCUGGCCCGCUUCAGCAUCCAAAUGUUCAGCUUACUAGUGUUCCGGGCACAGCCUGAGGACUCCGGGCUAUACCUCUGUGGGACACGCCAAGGUAACUAUUUCUAUGGCUAUGAUGUGGACAUACAAAGCAGUCAAAACAUGUUGGCAACAUUCAUUGACCAAGGCCAAAAGCCUCCUAAAGAUGAGGAACAUGGGACCCUCCACAUAUUUACUACCUUCUGGGAGUGGACCCACUGUGAUCGCUGUGGUGUCCGGGGAGAACAAUGGCGGAUUGGUCUCUGCUAUCUGAAUAAACCAGGCCUCUCCCCCCGGGUCCGGAAGACUCUCCCUGAUGUGGUGUCUUGUGGCUCCCAGGCAGUGCCUAGGAAUCUUCAAGAUAUGGCAGAGAGCCACCAUCCACCUGAACUAAUGAUCCGAAGUUGCAUGGUACCCUGCAAGAAGAAGAAGAUCCAGGUGGGUCUGAUGGCCAUCUAUACUUUCAUCUCAAAGAAGAACAGGAAACCCUGGAUUCCCAAAGUACCCAUUCAAUUCCACCAACAGAGGCUUGGCCAUGGGCUUAUCAUCUCCUGUCCUGGGGCUCGUCCAGAACAUGCUGUGGCCUGGGACAAGGACAACCUCCGACUAUACCGUACCAGUUUCCUGAAGGGAGUCAACUGGUCCAUGCGUGUAUUCAUUGACCAUGGCAACCAACUUCAUAUCCGAUUUGCCCGAUUGAAUGACAGGGGAAUCUAUUACUGUUGGCGAGAAGGGGAGAUGGUAGCUGGCUUCCGGUUGGCUGUGACAUCCUGGGGUCCACACCAUGCUUCUCUCUCUGACCCUGAUACCCAAUAUGCCCUAAAGGCUGCCUUGAUAGGCUACCUGCUCCUUACAGCUGUCUUCAUCCUUAUUCACUUAUUCCGCUGCUGCUGUGACCUCUUUUUCUUCUGCUUUUAUCUAUAG
Gracilinanus agilis (Agile Gracile Mouse Opossum) is the source of this 1242-nucleotide messenger RNA. It is a transcript of the gene FAM187A, whose product is annotated as family with sequence similarity 187 member A. The record is from RefSeq and is a predicted model, not a curated record. NCBI's taxonomy places the organism in Eukaryota, Metazoa, Chordata, Mammalia, Didelphimorphia, Didelphidae. The transcript has a single exon. Bases 1 to 1242 code for a protein of 413 amino acids.